This is a messenger RNA of Miscanthus lutarioriparius, 1767 nucleotides long. The record is from the annotation of a GenBank genome assembly. NCBI's taxonomy places the organism in Eukaryota, Viridiplantae, Streptophyta, Magnoliopsida, Poales, Poaceae.
AUGUCCAAUGAGCAUUCCGGAGCUGAAACUAGCCUAUUAGGCUUAAGAUUGAAUAAAGAUGAAUUGCUUAAGAUGAUCCGGAAAGAGUUUUCUCAAGAUAUUAGAGCAAAAGGAAGAUACGAACCUACUAUUGCUUCUCUUAAUGUUCCGGACACACAAUCUUCUGUUACAACGCUACCACUAAAGCCUUCCAAAUUAUAUGCUCACAUUCUCAGAAUUGGGACUUGGCAGUGGACGUCGAGGUAUGAUGGAGAUCUUGUUGCAAAGUUUUACUAUGCAAACAAUAAAUUGGUCUGGGAGAUUCUCGAUGCAGGUCUAAAGAGGAAGAUUGAGAUAAAUUGGGAGAAUAUAUCUGCCUUGAAGGUGAUUUGCCCAGAUGGUGGACCUGGAACUCUCGAGAUUAUGUUGUAUCAGAGGCCAAGAUUUUUUAGAGAAACCAACCAGCAGCCAGGAAAGACUACAAUGUGGCUAGGGACCAAAGAUUUUACUGGUGGGCAAGCAAGCAUACACAGAAGGCAUGUUCUGCAGUGUGCAGCAGAGAUAUUGAACAAGCACAUUGUGCUACUCCUCUCCAGUAACUAUCGUCUAUAUUCAUUGAGCCAGGAAGACAAUAUUGUUCAGCUUGAUCCUUAUUUUGAGCAAGGGUAUUCAGAGUCUCAAGUUCCUGAGAGUUCCAACGCCAAUGAUUUAUAUCACUGUUAUGGUUAUCAACGGUUUUGGGGACAAAAAUUUGGGGAGAAGGUUUCUAUGUCAGUUGGAACAAACAUUGGUGAAAGAAAUCAUAAUGGAUCCCAGAAUGGCAUGUCUACACUCGACCCAAGCUCAGCUUCUGGUCGUUCCUUAGUGGCCACAGGAGCCCCUUCUGGUGGCCUCCAACAGCACACAAACAUGAUUAACCGGUGCAGCACCUCGUCCUUGCAAAAAUCUACACAGAAUCCUUAUCUUGAACAAUGGCGCUCAGAACCUGAAAUCCUAGAGAAUUCCAGUGCACAAGAUUUAUAUCGUCGUAAUGAUUAUCAACAAUUUGUGGGACCACAAUUCAGAGAAACAAUUCCCAUGUCAAUUGGAACAAACAUCAUAGGGAGAAAUCAUAAUGGAUUGCUGAAUGGCAUGCCUAUACUGACCCGAUGCUCAGAUCUUGGCCAUUCCUCUGCGGUCACAGGUGGUCCUUCAGGUGGCCUUGAGCAGCACAGGAACAUGCUCAAUUGGAGUCGCGUAUCCUCAGAAACGCUUCACCAGGCACAGCUCAAUUUCUCCAGUGGCCGUGCCCCUGUGUUCACAGAAACUAAUUCUGGCGGCCUUCAACAGAGUAGAAACAUGUUCAACAGUAGCAGCUCGUCCUUGCAAACGACACCUUGCAAGAUCGUCUCCAGUGGUAGCAGGAUCAUGGACGACGAUGCUGACAGCCAUGUAUGUCCAGAAGACGUCAGGAAGCUCGUCAAGGACGACAUUAUUAGGCGAAGCAGCAUGAGGGAGCUGGAGUUAAGCCACUAUGCUUUCAACAACACUACAACAACACAGAGCUUCAAGAAGAACGUCAGUUCAGCAACAAUGGACGACGCGAUGGUGAUUGAGAAGAUAUCCCAUGAUCUCCUUGACGACAUCGACAUGGAGAUGGAGCCAACAGGCGCGGCUGAAGAUGCCAUACUAAUGUCAACGAUGAUCAACUCCCUCUCCAACCUGCUCCAGCCACAGGAGGUGGAUCCAGAUGCAGGAAGCAGUGGCACCGGAGGUGUGGCAGCUCGUGAGAACUCAUCAGGCCUGUAA